ACAACUAGGAUGAAGUCAUGAAAGAGAAGAAGUCAAAAGUCAAAAUUAACAUUCAGGUUCAAUAUUUUAUACACGAACUUCCCACGCACUAACAACGAGAUGGAUGGUUCACCCUCACUCUCAUUUUCUUAGGUUUUUCGACUCAGCCUCCGUAUCAAACCCGAAUCGGCGGCGAACUCACCAACCCAGAAGAGUAUGUUGGAAUAUAUAAGCACGUGGGUAUCCUUUAUUGCAUUACAUUUGAUUGCAGAGAGAAAUGGGAUUCAUAGGAGCCCUGAGGAACAUUAUUCGCCCUUUGUCUCUCUCAACAUCUAGAACCUUAACUUCACAAAUCUCCACCAAUCCUACGAUUGCAUUGUUUUCUACUUCUUUGGCAUCUCCUUGCAAACAGCCCCAAUGGCUUUUCCCCCUUCGGAAUCACUUCCAUAGCUUGACGGACACACGCUUCCCUAAGAGACGACCCUCUGAUAAACCCCGUCGAAAGAGGGCUAGCUUGAGACCCCCUGGGCCUUAUGCUUGGGUUCAAUACACACCUGGUGAACCCAUACUUCCAAAUAAACCAAACGAAGGGAGUGUCAAGAGAAGGAAUGAGAAGAAACGCAUGAGGCAGCACCGUGCCUUUAUAUUGGCUGAAAGGAAGAAAAGGAAAGCUCAGAUGCAAGAGGCUAACCGGAAGAAAAGCAUUAAGAGAGUAGAGCGUAAAAUGGCUGCAGUUGCAAGGGAAAGAGCGUGGGCAGAGAGGCUGGCUGAAUUGCAGCGACUUGAGAAAGAGAAGAAAAAUUCUAUGGCUUAAUUUUGCUUAUGACCUCUUCUACAAUUGAUAAUAAUGGUCAACUUGUUAGUACUUUGAACUCUCUUCACACUUCUCAUAUUUUCAAUAUGUUCAAUGAUGUCUGCUAUUUGGGCAACUCUACUUAUUUUAAGCAGUUUUUCCUUCUGACAAAUGGACGUGUGAAGCUCCUCCUUACUUUCUCAA
Messenger RNA from Lotus japonicus, 976 nucleotides. RefSeq lists its product as uncharacterized. NCBI's taxonomy places the organism in Eukaryota, Viridiplantae, Streptophyta, Magnoliopsida, Fabales, Fabaceae. The coding region runs from base 257 to 793 and encodes 178 amino acids. The record is from RefSeq and is a predicted model, not a curated record. Gene Ontology annotation, cellular component: mitochondrion. The transcript is spliced from 5 exons.